Molecule: messenger RNA, 357 nt
Organism: Rhododendron vialii
Lineage: Eukaryota; Viridiplantae; Streptophyta; Magnoliopsida; Ericales; Ericaceae
Exons: 2
Coding region: 1-357 (118 amino acids)
Source: RefSeq, a predicted model, not a curated record
AUGGCUGCUGCUGGGUUAAAUCGUAAGCUCCAACUUGCUGAAUUGGAAGAGUUGCGCAAUGAAGCGUAUGAGAGUGCGUGUAUAUAUAAGGAUAGGACUAAGGCAUUUCAUGAUAAACACAUUGUUAGAAAGUCCUUUGAAGUUGGUCAAAAAGUGUGGCUCUUUAAUUCUAGACUUAAACUUUUUCCGGGCAAGUUGAGGUCACGAGUUGUAGAGAUUAAGGAUCCACGUGUUGGUAAUGUUUUCAAGAUCAAUGGCCAAUUGCUUAAACCUUACGUGGCAGAAAUUGGUGAUGGCGUGGUGGAUGGUGCCACGGUGGAGUCCAUUACUUUGAUGGACCCAAUUUAUACAGCUUAG